Condylostylus longicornis is the source of this 621-nucleotide messenger RNA. Its product is annotated as serine racemase-like. The coding region runs from base 1 to 621 and encodes 206 amino acids. The transcript has 4 exons. Gene Ontology annotation, biological process: pyruvate biosynthetic process; L-serine metabolic process; D-serine biosynthetic process. NCBI's taxonomy places the organism in Eukaryota, Metazoa, Arthropoda, Insecta, Diptera, Dolichopodidae. The record is from RefSeq and is a predicted model, not a curated record. Gene Ontology annotation, molecular function: L-serine ammonia-lyase activity; threonine racemase activity; serine racemase activity.
AUGCAAAAUCGAAAACCAAUCUCGUUGGAGGAUGUGGAAAAGGCUGCUGAGCUAGUCAAGUCCCACAUCCACAGAACGCCUUUGCUGCGACUGUCAACCGCGAUCGUCGAUAUGAUUCGCGAAGUUGCAGCCGCAGCACAUCCGUCUCAAGAAAGUCCUGCGUUGGAUAUUCGACUGAAAUGUGAAAAUUUUCAACGCGUUGGGGCGUUCAAGUUCCGUGGCGCUACGAAUGCUGUGAGUGGAACAUUAUCGACCAAUCCAGAUGUUAAAAUCGUUGCCACCCACAGCAGCGGGAAUCAUGGAGCAGCUUUAGCCCUUGCGGCAAAGCUUUCUGGAAUCCAAUCUCUCAUCAUCGUUCCAGAUACAGCUCCACCUAACAAGGUUGAAGCGAUACGUGGAUACAACGGAAACGUCGUUUUCUCAAAGCCAGCCGAAAGGGAAGAAACUCUAGCGCGAGUCGUUGCUGAGAAACAAACUCUAUUGGGUCAACAGGCUGUCGAGGUGAUUCCACCGUUCAAUCAUCCGCUCGUUAUGGCUGGACAAGGAACUCUCGCAUUAGAAGUGCUCGAAGUACGAGUUGUAUCAUCUUUCGACACAAAUGUAGAAAUCUCUCCAUUUUAG